UUUUCAGUCAAUUCAAGGGCUGAAGAUGUUUAUCUUUUGCACCUGGGCAAAGAGUAUCCGAAGGGUUAUCAGUAUUUUAAGAAACGUCUUCACACUGCAUUUAUCAAGAACCGAAACAUCACAGAACCGGAAGAGAUUCGUCAACUUAUUCGGCAUGGUCAAUUCGUGGUUAAGGAGUUGGAAGCUCUAUAUUCUCUACGUAAAUACCGUACCUUGAGACAACGUUACUACGGCAGGGAUGGUGAGGUCACUGUACCUGGAUUGGAAGAUCCUCCGAAAUGUUGGUGA
This is a messenger RNA of Echinostoma caproni, 288 nucleotides long. Lineage: Eukaryota; Metazoa; Platyhelminthes; Trematoda; Plagiorchiida; Echinostomatidae. The record is from the annotation of a GenBank genome assembly.